This is a messenger RNA of Dipodomys ordii (Ord's kangaroo rat), 1795 nucleotides long. It is a transcript of the gene Armcx6, whose product is annotated as armadillo repeat containing, X-linked 6. The transcript is spliced from 4 exons. The record is from RefSeq and is a predicted model, not a curated record. The coding region runs from base 371 to 1276 and encodes 301 amino acids. Gene Ontology annotation, cellular component: mitochondrion. Lineage: Eukaryota; Metazoa; Chordata; Mammalia; Rodentia; Heteromyidae.
UCGCCUCCGUCUGGGUACCAGCUGCCAAUAUUACUCUGCAGGCGUGUGCAGCAAGAAGGAAGGUAGCUCAGACAGUACAGAUCUGUAGGUCGCGGCGAAGUGGGCGAGAGAAGUAUCAAAACUACCUUGAUUGGAACCAUGCAGAGGAGAGUCAGAGACUCUGUCCAUCUAUCAUUGUGAAGUGAAGACUAACAGAAACCAAGGGAAAAAGCAAUUCACCAGACUCUGGUGAAGAUUCAACAUCAGAGCUACAGAAGCAGCCUAGGAGUGUCUGAUGAUAACUACCCUGAACCAUUAUUCACCCCAUCUCUAAGUGUUCCUUCAAACAGGUCAUUUCACCUCCAGCCUUGGGGUCAGCUUGAACAUAAGCAUGGGCCGGGCCCGGGAAGUAGGUUGGAUGGCAGCAGGACUGAUGAUUGGGGCUGGGGCCUGCUACUGUGUUUACAAACUGACAAUAGGAAGACAGGACAGUGACAAAUUGGAGGAAGAAGAGGAAGAUGAAUGGGAUGAUGAUCUCGAACUGGAUGAGGAGGAACAGGAAAUUUGGUUUGAUUUAACACCUAUGGCUCGGCCCUGGAGUGAGGAAGGGGAUUGGAAUGAACCUGGGGCCCCAGGUGGUUCUGAGGACAGACCCUCAGGAGGUGGCAAGGCCAACAGAGCACACCCAGUAAAACAGCGGCCAUUCCCCUAUGAGCAUAAAAAUAUGUGGAGUGCUCAAAGCUAUAAAAAUUUCAGUUGUAUACUUGACCUUUCAAAAUGUCCUUCCAUUAAGGGAAAAAUGUUUCUUGGUGAGAUGAAGGAUGCUUGUUUUCCACUUAACCAUGCAGACAAGAGUUACUUGGCCAACCUCUCUGUCAAUGGAAACACAAUCUCCACUGUCCAUUCCACUGUCAGGGAGAAAGCUCCAGGAUCCCCAAAUAACAUGAAAGCCAGUACUGAAAAUCAGGGCCAGAUUAAGAUGUACAUCGAUGAAAUGUAUAGGGAUACUCUGUCUCAAUGCUGCAACUCACUUCUACAUCAGGCUGGAUUACAUGUGUUAAUAAGCAUGACAAUUAUUAAUAACAUGCUUGCCAAGUCCGUUUCAGACUUGCAGUUUCCUUUGAUUUCUGAGGGAAGUAAAUGUGCUAAGGUUCAGGCUUUGGAAUUGCCGAUGGCUUUGUCUGAAAAGCCAGCCCUGGCAGGGGAGUUGCUAGGUGCCCAAAUGCUGUGCUCAGUCCUGGCUGUCUCUAUUACAAGAGGCAGCAGACAGAUUCUCCAGGAAACCCUCCUCCCUUAAGUGGCAGUCUGGAACAGAAUGGCGCUGAAUGCACCUGAGCCCUGUUCGGCUUUGGUUUACAUAUGUCAAAAGCAAAAAGUCUGUAAUGGGUACACCUGAAGGUGUAGUCUUAGCCAGCCACCAGGGGCUUGGGCAAAAGUUCCAGUGGCUCAGGAACAUCAUUGUCUCCUUGGUCCGGCAGGGCUGCCACACAGCUUUGGGUAACUUCUGGACUGGGCAGGACACAGACAAUGUACAUUGUAACUUCCUGCCUUGUAACUUACCUUCUUGAGGUAAAGGGACCAAUGACCAGGACAGCAAACCACAGCAUCCACAGUGCUGUCCUUGCCCACAGUGGCCUCUUUAUCUAAGUGGGAUCACUGGGCACAGAACAAGCCCACAUGGAAGCUUGUGCUGAAAAUGCAUUUGCUGCUGCUUAAUAUUAAGUCUUUUCCUUUCCUUUCUCCCACACCAGCUGGUGGAUGGUGAGCCUGUUGAUUCAAAUCUUCACUCCCCUCCUGGCCAUUUUACUGACUUAAC